AUGUUCGCGGCCGGCGACGACGACAACAACCCGUGUGGCUUUGUGCAAGGUCGCGACGACGACUAUGACAUGGCGCUGCAUGUUGGCGCCAUCUUUAUCAUCCUCGCCGUCUCGCUCAUGGGGUCGCUGCUGCCCGUCGUCUCCAAGCACCUCGCGUGUCUCCAGCAAAUGGCCACAAUCAUGUCGUUUGUCAACGCGUUUGGUGUCGGGGUUGUUGUGUCGACAGCGCUCGUGCACAUGCUUCCGCCAGCCAACGACGCACUCAACAAUGAGUGCCUCGGCCUCUCGUACCCGGGCUUGGCCAACGUCAUUGCGGUCGUAGCGAUUCUCUUGCUGCAGUGUCUUCAGACGGAACUCACGGCGCGAUUUGCUGUUCCGACCUGCGCCACGGACACGGAAGCCCCCACCGCGGACGUCAAGGGCGCCGAGUCGCCGUCGCAGCAGUUUCACAGCCAUGGCCACACGCACGCGCUGUCGACGGUCGCCAGCGAUGCCAAAAGUCGCACGAUUUCCGUCUUGAUUUUUGAACUUGGCGUUGCGAUCCACUCGGUCAUUAUCGGCCUCAACCUCGGUGUCACAUCUGGCACCACAUUUACAACGCUCCUUACGGCUAUCUGCUUUCACCAGUUCUUUGAGGGCGUCGCGGUCGGGUCCUCGGCGCUGCUUGCAUUUGACGAGCUCAAGGCGACGCUGUGGACGGUUUUUGGGUACGCGCUGACGACGCCGCUCGGUAUUGUGAUUGGCAUUGGCGUUUCGACGACGUACUCGCCGACGACUGCGACGGCGCUGUGGGUGCAAGGCUGCCUGGAUGCGCUCGCGGCCGGCAUUUUGAUCUACACGGGCAUUGUCGAGCUGUUGACGAACCAGUACACCAACAACCACGAGUUUCAUACCAAGUCGAGCCGCAGUCGGCUCUUGACGUAUGCAUUUGUGGCCGCCGGUGCCUGCGCCAUGUCGAUUGUCGGCUACUGGACAUGAACAAUUUGGGCGUUAAUAAGUCUUGCUCAAAACAUAACGUAA
This is a messenger RNA of Saprolegnia parasitica CBS 223.65, 1020 nucleotides long. RefSeq lists its product as hypothetical. Lineage: Eukaryota; Oomycota; Saprolegniomycetes; Saprolegniales; Saprolegniaceae. Gene Ontology annotation, molecular function: zinc ion transmembrane transporter activity. Gene Ontology annotation, cellular component: plasma membrane. The record is from RefSeq and is a predicted model, not a curated record. Gene Ontology annotation, biological process: zinc ion transmembrane transport. The transcript has a single exon. The coding region runs from base 1 to 978 and encodes 325 amino acids.